AUGAAGCAUAUAUUUAGAAUAUAUCUGAUCUUAGGAGCAGCAUUCUGCACUCAAGGAUACAAAAGAUUUGGUCUGGAUUGUGAGGAUAUUGCCUGUGAAUUGGGCGAAAGAUGCACUCUAUCCCGGGUGCCAUGCACUGGCCCAGACCAACAGGAAGGAGUACAAUGUGGAGCUUACCCAGAGUGUCAAAAAGAUCAGCUGGCCAGGGAUUUCUCCAUCGACACCACACUGACCAUCGCCAACACCCGCAGUAGCAUCAUCAUACCCAGCACCAGCACGAAUCGCAAUCGGACCGACACGAACACGGAUACGGAUACGGACUUUGAGCUGCUGACCGAUUUGGGAAAUCCGGAUAAUUCCGCCACGCACGCGGGCCAGACUCAGGCCAAUGUCCUGGUGAUUGUACAGGAUGGGUCACAGCCUCAGCUUCAGCCGAAUCCAUGGCUAAAUCGCAGACAGAAUGUGCCCUGCACAGUCAAUCCCCUCUAUCCCUAUGCCUGCAAUUAUCCGGGCUACGUGCCCAAUACCGGCGUGGGAUUACCCUCAUAUCCGCAGGCAAGGUCGGGCAAUGGCCCCCAACUGGUUCCGCCCACGCCGCCCUGCUAUUACAAUUGCUAUCCCAGAGUGGGGGCCAGUCCUUAUGGACAAUACAGGGGAUAUCCCCUGGCCAGGUCGGCCAAUCCCUCAUCCACCAAUAACUAUUUGCUUUACCUUACACUGUCCUCUGCACCGUUUCCGGCGAUCGCCGCAAGUGCUGUACCAGCCGGUGGGAGUGCCGGCUCCUCUGCCGCCUCCAGGACAGAUCCCCCCGGCCAAAAACCAGAAACAGAUCUUUCUCGAGCUUCUAAUCGAACAACUCGUCAGAUUCCCAUGCCUCCAAGACCCAUGCCAAUGCCAGGACCUAUGCCGAUGCCUGGUGUCAUGCGUGUGCCAGGCCCAGUGCCAGUUCCUAUGAAUGUGCCUCCAGUUCCGGGACGGGCCUAUUACCCGCCGUAUAUGGGACAACCCAUGCCAAUGGCCGGACCAGUACGGGCUCCAAUGCCCAUGAUGCCGAUGGGGCCACAGCCUGGCGUUCCAGGUGUUCCCUUGGGGGGUGGAGGCUUAGGUGGAACUAGCAUUAUUGUGGAGCCUUUAGUUAUCCUGCCCAUGGGCAUGGGUGCAGGCAUUAAUCCCAAUCAAUAUUAUGGAUCCAAUGGAGCUUAUCCCAGCUACAACAAUUAUAAUCCCUACAAUACGUACACCACGGCACAGCCCUACUAUGACUAUAAUAAUUAUAAUAACAAUAACUACAAUAAUUACAACAAUUACAAUAACUACAGUGGGAGUAAUAACAAUUACAAUGACUACAACUCAUACGGUUAA
Drosophila kikkawai is the source of this 1362-nucleotide messenger RNA. RefSeq lists its product as uncharacterized. The record is from RefSeq and is a predicted model, not a curated record. NCBI's taxonomy places the organism in Eukaryota, Metazoa, Arthropoda, Insecta, Diptera, Drosophilidae.